AUGGUAGUGGGAGUCAGGGGGCCCCGUUCGUACCAGGUGGCACUCCAGAACGGACAGCUGUGGCGCUGGCACAUAGACCAGCUAAGGCACAGGGUUGGGGAUUUGGACAUUACCGCUGUGCCCCCAACUGUGGCCCCAGCUCCGGAGCAGUUGCUAAUGGAAGCCGAGGCUCCACCUACAUCUUCCUCACAAACUGAGGGCAUGGAGCAGAGCCAAGCCAUUUUGGUGGGUCUGCCUGGCUCUCCAGAGAUUCGGACCACCGCCGUGCCUGACCGUCCACCGAGUCCGCUCAUGGCCGUUCCUUCGACAGCAGUGGAGCCAGGGAACUCGGGCUCAACGCCACAUUUGGUUGCAUCACAGUCCCUGCCAGAAUUGGGCGGCCACCCGGACUCUGGUACUGGCCCUCGGCGGUCUGGCAGGGUUUCCAAGCGCCCAUCUUAUUUAAAAGACUAUGUUCACCGGACCAACUGCACAUGUAAAGCUGUAUGGUGA
Messenger RNA from Podarcis lilfordi (Lilford's wall lizard), 492 nucleotides. The record is from the annotation of a GenBank genome assembly. NCBI's taxonomy places the organism in Eukaryota, Metazoa, Chordata, Lepidosauria, Squamata, Lacertidae.